Molecule: messenger RNA, 6870 nt
Organism: Colossoma macropomum (tambaqui)
Lineage: Eukaryota; Metazoa; Chordata; Actinopteri; Characiformes; Serrasalmidae
Product: TBC1 domain family member 10B-like
Exons: 10
Coding region: 462-3158 (898 amino acids)
Source: RefSeq, a predicted model, not a curated record
ACUCGGUCAUCGCUAUAGGAACUGAGUUUCUCGGGCGGGAGGUGAGAGAUACACAAACCGGCGAACACCCACUUUUGGGUGGAUUUAUUUGAGUUUCGGCGGAAUAAACAAAGUGCGCAUAAGUUACGCGUUCAUAUUGAACGGCCAUUGGGUUGUUUUCCCGUCAAAACCGAGCGGAACGAGAGAAUUGACACCGAUGCCAACCGGAACCCGCAGACGGGCUAAGCUAGGCUAGGCUAAGCUAACCUGCAAACAACACUCGGGCAGCGGAGCCCCGCGGAGGAGAUCAGCGUGUUUACCCCGGAUUUGUAGCCUUUUCCACGGCUAAGUUUCCAUUUCGAGGAAGAAGGGCGGCUUGCUAGCCGGAGCUGUGGCGGGGGAAAGCGGAUAAACCCUCCCGCUGGGCGCCGGGCGGAGCUCACGGAGCCUUGCCGGACUGCGGAGUGCUGUAGAGGGCAGCCAUGGCCGAGGUGUCCACCCUCACCCCGUCUCCUCCGGCGAUGGCAGAGCAGCCAGUUUCCUCGCAUUCUCUCCCUUCAGAGUCCCCUAAAACCACCCCCAUCCCCAAAUCCGCUCUGUAUGGGGACAGGGCCGUGAUGGGCAACCCCACGUUACCGACUGGACUCAGAGAAACCACCAUUUCUCUGUCGUCCUCUGCGGAGGUCACUGCUGCUCCUGCCUCCCCUUUUCCUACAAAUUCAGAGAGCGCCGCUGCUUCACAGGCAGAAGUGACCGCAGGUACGGAGAGUGGAGCGCCAGGAGCUGCUUCUGAGGCGUUAAAGCAGCACAGCGUUGUCAAUGAACCACAAGAAACAGCAAAAGAACGACAGAUGCCAUCUUCUCCAGGACCUAAUCCCAGCCCUAAUCUCCACCCCAGUGCGCAGGCUAAUAAUCCCACAGCUUCUCCAGACGCCCCUCCCCAUUAUCCUCCCCCUCCUGUACCUACGGCUUCAGAAAAAACGGAAAAUACAGAAAAUGGCUCGGGCCCAAACCCCGCAAUCUCAAAUCCGCCACUAGAGGGCGAUAAAACAUCUCCAGAAGCACAAAUAAUAAAGCAGCCGGAUCAGAACCCAAACCCUGUUCCAUUUCAGGACCCCAAGCCGAGCACCCCAAGCUUCAAAGACCCCCCAGAGUCCCCCUUCUCCCUCUCCAAAACCGAGCCUCCGUCUCUUAUUGUGCACGAUUCGUCGGCUUCUCUCGUCCUACCCCCCACUUACUCUCGCCCCGCUCCGGACACGCUCAGCUACCUGGAGUCGGCCAGCAUGAUGUCCGGCACGCUGGAGUCACUGUCCGGCCUGGGGGAGGACGGCAGCUCCAUCGGCUCGGAUUCCGAAAUCAACGGACAGAUUCUGAGGCGGACGGAUAAAUACGGCUUCCUCGGAGGAGCGCAGUACACCGAGGGCAGUGAGAAGGAGAUCAGUGUGGACGUGGCGAGGCACAGGGAGAUGAAAUGGUUGGACAUGUUCCGCAACUGGGACAAAUGGAUCACUCGACGCUUCCCUAAGGUGAAACUGCGAUGUCGUAAAGGCAUCCCCUCGUCUCUCAGAGCUAGAGCCUGGCAGCUUCUGUCUAACAGUGAGGAUCUCCUGAAGGACAACAUUGGGAAGUUUGAUGAGCUGGAGAGAGAGCAGGGUGAUCCGAAGUGGUUGGAUAUCAUAGAGAAAGACCUACACAGACAGUUUCCCUUCCACGAGAUGUUUGCUGCUCGCGGGGGCCACGGUCAGCAGGAUCUGUACCGUAUCCUGAAGGCCUACACCAUCUACCGGCCAGACGAGGGCUACUGCCAGGCUCAGGCUCCUGUGGCUGCAGUGCUGCUGAUGCACAUGCCUGCAGAGCAAGCCUUCUGGUGUUUAGUGCAGAUCUGUGAGAAAUACCUGCCUGGGUACUACAGCGCUGGACUGGAGGCCAUCCAGCUGGACGGAGAAAUAUUUUUCUCUCUGCUGAGGCGCGUGUGUCCCAUGGCCUACCGUCACCUGAAGAAAUUUAAAAUCGACCCCAUCCUCUACAUGACGGAGUGGUUCAUGUGCAUCUUCUCGCGGACGCUGCCCUGGGCCUCCGUUCUCAGAGUCUGGGACAUGUUCUUCUGCGAGGGGGUGAAGAUCGUGUUCCGUGUUGGGCUGGUGCUGCUGAAGCAGAUGCUGGGCUCAGUGGAUAAACUGCGGGAGCUGCAGGGCAUGUAUGAAACGAUGGAGCGCCUCCGGAACAUUCCUCCAGAAAGCAUCAGAGAAGACCUGCUGGUUCAGGAGGUAAUCACUCUCCCGGUGACGGAGGCCCUAAUAGAGCGCGAGUGCAGCGUUCAGGUGCGGAAAUGGCGCGAGUCUCGAGGUGAACUGACCCACCAGCCCGGCCGCCGGCUCCACGGUACGAGGGCUAUCCAUGAGCAGAAGCGCCGUGCGGCCUCCAUCAGCUCCGGGGGCAGCCUGUCGUUCCUGGGCAGCUCUGUGCCGCCCCCCGGCCCCCUGCGUGCCUCCUCCAGCCUGCUCUCCUUGCCCGGCUUCCGCAAGUCCAAAACACCCUUCUCUCACGCUAAGAAGAGCUCUUUUUCAGGGGCUUCAGGCCUGGAGGCCUUUUCCCUGCAGGGCUUUGGAGGUGGAUCCGCUGCUAUGGCUUCACCGCCUUUACCCGGAGCCUCCAGGCCACCUCCAGCUGCAGCAGCGCCACCUGGUGGCGGAUCAACAGCCAGGCCGCUAGUCCAGCUCGGACCAAGCCCACUGGCGACAAAACCUGCACCAGCACCAGUACCGUCGUCUGAACCAUCUGCACCACAGCCUGGGCCAGAAGCGCCCACACAAGCGCACACUCCAACCCCAAACAUGCUGCAGCCCACCCCCAAAAUGGUCUCAGAGCAGGUUACGCCCACCAUCCCCUCACCCACGGCCAACAACGCCCCUCUACCACCCUGCACGACAGAAGACGAGGGCAAGAAGAAGAAGAGGAGCAAAGAGGACAAGAAGAAGGAGAAGGAGGAGGAGAAGCAGAGGUCUCGGGAGAAGAAGGAGCGGGAGAAGGCCGAGAAGGAGAGAGCGAAGAAGGAGAAGGAAAGAGCGGAGAAGGAGAAGAAAAAGGAGAAAGGUGGGAAGAAGAAGGAUAAAGAAAAGGGGGCAGCAGCCGAGCCUGAGGAGAAAAACGGAGCUGCAGCGGCGAAAGAUUCAGCGUAGUUUUUGGAGCGCCUUCUUUUUGCUAACGGAGGGAACAAAAGAAUCAGGCAAGGGUGAUAAAGAGACGGAACAUGUGAGACGGAAGGGGGGGGGAGGAAGAGGCGCUCCUGUGAGGUCCAUUUCAUCUCGUGAAAAUAACUGGAUCCUGCAUUAUGGACUGUUUUUGGCCCCGGGCUACACCUCCCCCAUUGACUCGGCAGCAAUUUGUCCACGUUACUGUGGCUCAUACAGGGGAUAUUUCACUAUACAUGCAGUCCUACUUACAUGUCUGAUAUUCACGUUCAGUUUUAUGUUAUGUUUUUUCUUUUUUAGCCUGGUCUUACAGCGGAGGAAGCAAGCUUGAGGGAAGAUCAGCCGUAGUUGAGUGAUCGUGUGCUGGUCUGGGUGCUGUAGCAGUGUAAAUAGGUCAGUUGCGAAUCAACUGAGCGUCCCCGGUCUGCGCCCAUUUCCUCUGUACUGUAUGUAAUGCUGUAGGUUACCUGGAUAACCUGACAAAGAAAAAAAAAAAAGAAAAAAAAGAGAAAACCCUGAAAUCAUCACCCUACUAAAGCAGGCAGUGACUAUAGUGAUUGUACUAGUAAUAAUAACGUUAUUAAUGGAUGUGGAGGGAGUUCUAUUUAUUGUAGUGUCGUCUGUUAGCGUGUGCGUUUAUAUGUUUGUGCCUUGGUAGUGUAGUGUAACGUGUCCAUAGUGUAACUGCUAACUGCUCUAAUCUCUUCUGUCCCCCAUCCACUCCACCGAGUCUCCUCUAUUCAUUCUAAUGAAAGAAAUCGUGAGCGUUGGGUGGUUUGGCCACUAGGGGGAGCAGAGGAUCUGAAAAGACUGAAUGAGGAUUGUUAGAAAUGGUACUUUGGUCAGAUUUUUUGGUGCCCUGUCUGACAGAAAAGUGAGAAAAUAUGCAACAAGAACCACAUUUUUGGGGGGGUUUCGAGGGACUUUGUUUGACUUUUAGAUAUUUUUGAAUAUCUUUAAAAGGGGAAUUCCACCCAAAUCUUUAAAAUUUCAGUUCAAUUCCAAGGUUAGGACGUACUCAGUCAUUCAGAGUGGCUUGAUGCGAUUUCUUUACAGUGAUGCUGAUAGGAACCAGGCGUCGUUAUGUCAGCAACACAAACGUAGUCAGUGGUGUGAUGUUGGUAAUGGUGAUAGAGAGGGCUGUGUUGCCUUAGAACGCCCUGCAUGGAUUUUAACAUGCAUUUUAGGCCUACAAAAUGUUUGAAAUUGCCCUGCAUGUGAAUCUUUGCCAUGAAUGCAUUUUCAUAAUUAAGAUUUAGGCUCAAACUAUGAUAAAACAGUGUCUCAGGUGUAAGAACUUUCUGUGAAAGGUACCUAUUAGAGACCUGGUUCUUAUCAGUUUGUUUCCACCCUAAUUAAGUCUGCAUUCACCCCACACCACUUAGCACAGCAUAUCUCAUCGCUGGCCCCAGAUUUUCUGGAUACAAGCGGAAUUAUAUGACGCCCUGCAUGUACAUCCCCAUCAUGAACACGUUUUAGGCUGAGAUCUUUUCAAAUCUGUUGCAAAAGUGUCUCAGUCAUCAGGCAGUGAAUUCAUAACCAUUUCGUGUAGUAACUUUCUGUGAGGGAGCUUUUAGAGGUGGACGUCUGGUUCCUAUCACCACCACUGUGAACAGUUUUGACUCUGUCUAGAACGGAGUGUUUCACACCAAACCACUCGGAACGACUCUGUUUACAUCUUAUCGGUAUAAUUAUAGACAUUUUACAAAAUUGGUGGAGUUCCCCUGUAAGUUUACAGUCGAUUUGCAGUUCAAGAGGCUUUGAUUUCUCCUCUCUCGCUCACUGUCGGCAAAAAUGUCACCAAAAAUAACUACUUUUUCACUUCUCUUCCCUGUAAGACUCUUUUUUUUUUUGUUUCUAAAUACGGGCUAAACUGGAAUCAGUGUGGAAAAGUAAGAGACGGAGAGGAAAUUUCUCGUUUCGUUAAGUAUUAAAAGCUUAAUCUGUAAUGACACCUUAAAGGGGAGAGUUUAAUUUACUUGACUUCGGUUGGUGGACUUUUAUUUAUUUGCUUAUGAAGGAUUUAGUCUGAUGUUGCACUGAACUUGUAGAGCACCACUCAUCCUAACAGCACCACUAAUUUUGACCGCUUCAAUGUGUAGUAGUAGAGUCCGGUCCCGUCCGGUCCCGUCCGGUCUGGACUGGCGCACUGUAGCUUUAAUCUUCAGAGGCUUUCACCUUUUGGCCUGUAGUGUAUUAAUGUACAGAGUUUAAUUUAACCAGAUGAGCGAUUAUAUUAUGUAUUAUUCCGGCUCUUUAUCUUAUUUUCGACUCGAUCGUUAUUUUUCUAUGCAAGAAUGCAGCGGCCUGGUUGACUGGAAUAGCAGUGGCUUAUCGGAGUGAGGUUGAUUGUUGCGCAGGUGUAUUUUAAACGAAUCUUUUUUUUUUAGUUUUAUGUAUUAUGGCUCUUCUUUUUAUUUUCAAGUGCUGAAAGUUGUUUUUUUGCACAUUUUCCUCUCUCCCCACAUCCUGGAGAACGAAGCCAAGCAGUACUUAUUUAUUUUAGUAUUUUUUAAAAUCACAUUUUCUUUUAUUUUUUUUCCAACUGUAGCAGUAUUUCAAGGUAGGGUUGGUUUACUUCUUUCUCACCUGGAGCGUGAUGGUUAUUUAAGGUGGGGAGUAGGAGGCCGUGGUCCAAAUCUGUACUGUAAAAAGAUCUGGGAGGCAUUUUCUGUGUUUUAAAGGAAAGGGGGACUCUGCUCAGAUGCCCUAAAACAACCCUAAAUCCAGUCUCGUUGAACCACUGGACUGUCUUGAGUUUGAGUUGCCUGCAGUUUCUGAUGUGAUUUAAACAUUAAUACGCACCGUAGUCGAUUGUGUAACUCCACCUUAACGCACUCACUCCUCAGUAUUAUCUAACAAACUGAAAGACAGCGUUCGGGACCUCUCGGAUGAUGCUGUCGACUUUCUGACACCGACUCGCUGAGACGUUGGUGUUUUCUUGUUGAAGAGGGACUUUGUGGUACCGUUAGUCAACACAUCCUGUUGAUUCUUACAUUUUCCCCACCUGUUUUUGAUAUACUGGUCCGAGCUGCUGUUCGUCGUACCUCCUUUUCGCCUGUAGGUGGCGCCUUUUCAUAAAAGAAUCCAAUGCUUCCUCCAACGGCGCUGCUGUAAAGGCUGAAGGCGAACAAAGAAAGUCUAUGCAAACCCUAAAACUCCUGGAAGCCCGCAGGAUCUCCGCGUCAUGACUGUUUCAUCCUUUAUCUCUGACAGCACUGAAGACGAGGCGGCUUUGGAACCACUGAAGGUGCAAAGCACAAAACCUUCACGCUCCACUCUGCUGGUUCUGGGCACCACCUCGGUCAGUACGCCGGAGUGGUGGGCACAAACCCCAAAAACGGAUCAUUUGCUGACCAGGAAUUCAAGCAGAAACGUCUGGAACUGGUACACGCGUCAGUUUGUCGUAUGCAUUUCCGCUUCGGUCCCUCGUUCAUUGAAGUUUGUCGCUCUUUUGUAGGGUUCUUGGUCGGAUUAAUCGUUUUAAUUCGCUUUUUGUUUUAUUUUGAUUGUUUUUUUUUGUAGUUUCCUCUCUUCCCAUCCUGCUGUGCGUCUGUAAGUUUACAAACCAUUAAAAUAAAUAAAAUCAUACCUAGUCAUUCCUUAAACGCAGAAGAGGAAAAAUGUACACAGUGUAUUUAAUUAAUGAUUAAGAAAAUGACAGUUGUGAUGAAAUAAUAAACCGUAAUAUAUUAAAUCA